Messenger RNA from Numida meleagris (helmeted guineafowl), 6125 nucleotides. RefSeq names its product chromosome 1 C3orf20 homolog (gene FAM194C). The coding region runs from base 1112 to 3472 and encodes 786 amino acids. Lineage: Eukaryota; Metazoa; Chordata; Aves; Galliformes; Numididae. The record is from RefSeq and is a predicted model, not a curated record. The transcript is spliced from 16 exons.
AGGAAUUCAGCAACACACCUUUGCUUCAUCUGCCCUUCCAUGUCAGACACCAUUCUGUCACUCUGCCCCUCUGCCAAUGUCACACAAAAACAAAAUGUAAUGGAAUAUUGGUGGGAAGGUUCAACCUCUGCUGUCAUACCACCACCAACAUCCACCUCUGAUGUUGUGGGCCAACAGAAUAGGAGGCACCAUGCUGGGCACUGUGUGUGUGGACGGCCUGCUGGCUGCUGCCUAACGCGGUGUGCCUCCUUGGGCCUCCAUCUUCUACCCAGAUUUUCACAAAUCAUAGAAUCACUAAGGUUGGAAAAGGCCACUAAGAUCAUGUAGUCCAACUGUCAGCCCAUCAGCACCAUGCCCGCUGGCUGCCAGUAAGAGGACCUGGUCUCCCAGAAGCAGGGAGGGAACACCAUACAUCUUGCAGCAUGCCCUUACCAGCUUGGAAAGUUUUGCCCUUGCAUUACUGCCAGUCAGCUGUUCCUAGCAUUUAUUAUGCUUUAUAUUAAUGGAUGCUACAUUUUCCCAUUUCAUACUAUACCAAACAGUUUGAUAGGAAGACAGUAUCAAACAGAUAGUAGGUAGAAGUGAUGCAUGAAAACUACCCCUAGCUGGAGAAAGAUACUGAUUUUUUCACUUUCUUACAGUGACUGUUGGUUGCUUUUAAGCACCCGCCUUGCACAGGCAGACACUGGCUGGGGAGCUAAGGGAAGGGCUGAGUGCAAAGCACACGGUAACUAAGCAGCAGGACUUGAAACGCUGUCCGGAAAAGCAACAGAGACUCACCUCCCACUGUUUUUCUUCCAGGGAAGCAGCUCCCAUUGCACCAUUUUCCUGGCAGAAGAAGUUACGAUCUCCAGGAAAAAGCUUCUUUCAGACCACAUCUUAUUCAUGUCACCACUUUCUGGCAGCAUGUGCCUUGUGAAUGACUGUUGACAGGAUGAAGCACAGGAAGAGCAAAAUUUCACUAAAAAUCUCUGAGGAACACCUUGAGAGCUCACUGAGAAUUGCAGCUACUUCCACUGAACCAGACUGAUGUGUUAGUUUCACAAAAACGAGCCUGCUGACCUAUCUAUCUUCCCUUGGAGUGCUUCAGCCCUUGCUCAUCUAGAAAGUAAUGGAACCAGUACUUACAGCUGCAGUGCCAGAGGCAGGACCCAUAUAUUUCUUUGACCAGAUGAAAGCUAGAAUGAAAGAGAGGGACAAGGAGAUAUCAGGAGAAGUGUCCUCAUAUUGCCAUGCGCUCACAACAAAUCCUCAUCCUGUCAGCUUUACUCCCAGCCUGACUGAUGGCAGGAAUCCCUUCUGCACAGGGGAGUAUACAGAAAGGCAUGAAGAUGGUUUCUUAAAUGAUGAUACACAAAAAGAUCCAGUUUUGCACCAAAAAUCUUGUCAUUCCCUAUAUAAAACCACUACAGAGGACUCAAACCCAAAGAUCUCCCAAUGCCCUCUGAUCCCGCAGGCAGACAAGGACUCGCCACUUAACAUGUUGAAUAAAUCUGCAUCUGCCAGCAUGUUACAGGAACUUGGGGAGAAGUUGCAGCUCCUUGCUAGGUAUGAGACUGGUUUCCCACAGGAACCUGUAAAUGUGCUUAUCUACCUCUGGAGGGAACUCACUGAGGGGGCUGAUUUCUGUAAACGGCAGCAGAAGUUGCUAUCAGACAAAAGCAUGAGGUCCAGGAGAAGCCAGGCCUCAGAGGAGGUUAAGAAUAGUACUCUGGCAUCCAAAUCUAAGAAGUGUGAAAUCACUGCCAUCAGAAAAGAACAACACAAGAGAGGCUUUACUCUACCAGCCUGCACUACAAAGGGAAAAAGAAAUCCUGAGACAGCAUCAAACGCAUCUCUAGAAAGUGAAGCUCCUGUAGUGCAGAAUGAUGCUGACCAGUCACCCAUCACAAUCAGCUUCUCACUCUCAUCCGACAUUUGUGAGGAACGAGGUUUGAUUUUCCAGCUUUCUGACUUAAAGUCUGAAGAUGUUCAUCAGAAGCUGCCUUAUGUGUGGACACUGGAGCGACCCGAGCAAGUUCAAAAACAAAUAAAAGAGCAAGCAUCCAACCUGAAAGAAGUUGGGUUUGACAAACCAAUUAUUCUACGGCAUUAUGGUGAUUACAGAGAAGAAACCUUCCCCAGGACAUGGAAGGAUCAGUCUGGCAGGACUGUCACAUCAGAGCUGCCAUAUGGCAAACCUCAGAUUCCAGUGGUCAAGAAAGCAAACACAGCACAGAGAAAAUUGCACUAUAGACUGAAUGAUGGCUCAUCUUUCAUUUACUAUCCAUCUGAAUAUCUUGCAGUUUGCCAGAGCUGCUGCAAUCUCCCAUGUGGGGGGAUGUAUACCAACAUAUUUAGCCCUUCUCCAGAUCAUUCUAUAGUUGGAACUUUCACCCCUUUUGGACAUGGCAGCAUCUAUCUUCCUAACAGCAACACUGUAACCAUGAUGUUUAAUCAGGAAGGAGGUCUGUUGACUAAUGAAGAUGAAGAAAUGGUCAGAGAAUGGAAAUGGCCUCAGGAUGGCAAGCUUGCCCAGCCAGUUAUAGCACAGGUUAAUGAAUUCAUCACAGUGAGGAUUGCAGGACGCUUUGCAAUUAGCUUGGUCUACAAGUGGCAACAUGAAAGUGUGUGCUUGUCUUUGUCACCGCUGCAGGGUGCGGCUCUUCGGCAGUUAGAAGAAUCGCCAAAAAGGACAGAGCUGCUGCAGAGAAACGAAGUUCCAGAGGCGACCGUAAGCCAUGUGAAUGACAUCAGCGCAAUCAGAGAGCUGAGACAUUUACAGAAGAAGAUCUGGAGCGUUGUGGGUGACUGGCUGCAGUAUUACCAGACAGCCCUAGGAACUAACCGCACACGCGUUAGGAAAAUAUCUGACUGUCCUCUGCGACCCUUAAGGAAAGGCACAAUUCAGCCUGCAGAUUCUGUCCCAGUUACCUCGGUUCUGCAGAGAUCACAAGGGAAGAGGAAAGAGAACAGCCAAGCUCCCAAGUCAGAAUGUCCUCUCCUAGAUCAAAAGAAGUUGACUCCACCAUCUGGCACGCAGCAGGAGCCACGCUCUUAUCCUCUCAGGAACAAGCUGUGGGUCACAUCCCAGACCGCCUGUCCUGCUGUGCUUCGAAGAGUUGUGAUGGGGGAGGAAGGGAAGACAUGCAGGUGUAGCAAUCAUCGGAUUCCCUAUGUGUCAGACCUGGAGUAUGAUCACCUCAUUAACAACACUGUGGCCUUUAAGGAGCAGAUUAUAGUGGUCUGUAUCUCAUCUUCACAGAGAAAAGAUCCCAGUGAAGAUGAACUAGAGCAGCUGUAUGAAAGGAAGAACAGAUACAGAAGUAUGCCUUGUGCUCAGGGUUGUCUGGAUUCCUUUCGCCUCCUCAAAUACGACAUCGCCUCUGCUAAUGCGUUUACAGAUCAUAAAGGUUCCUUGUUGGAGAAGAGACAUAAUGUAGCUCCUGGCAUGUUUUUGCACAGGAAUGACCAAGCACCAAUGAAGAGAUAAGCAGCAGAUUUAAACCAAAAGGAAAUUCUUUUUCUCACAGCACGUCAUUAAAUUGCGGAACUAUUUGCCACAGGAUGUUGUGGAAGCCAAAAGCAUAAGUGUAUUCAAGAUGGAAUUAGAUUCAUUCCUGAAGGUUAGCUCCAUUGGCAGCUAUGAAACACGAUGCCCCAGACACAGCAUUUGGUUAAAGAAAUCCCUGGGUUGUUAAUUCCUCAUGGCUGGUACUGGUCCAGGGUAGGACUUGGCUUUAAGUGCUCUUCCACCCAUUACUCAGCUCCUGGAUGCUUGCAGGGACAGGAUGCUGGGUGGCCUUGACGAACCUUUGAUAUAGUGCUGUGCAGCUGUUCUUAUAUCAGCAUAUGCAAGGUUGUUGCUUUAAUUUGGGUAAAGCUUCAGUAAGAGGAUUAGGGGGCAAAAAUGCACAGAGUUCAUGAGAAGGUUCUUGGCCUCAUCUUCAGCUACUCAUAUCAAACAUUUCGCUUUUGCAUACUCUUAAUUUGUAAAGCUUCAAUAAAGCAAAAGUAAUGUCCCUAGGAGGGGAAGGUCUCUUUCAAACUGUGUAAAAGUAGGAUUGAAAGUUUACUUAAUUUUACAUGUUUUCUUUUGGAGGCAGAUAACUAAUUUUGUCUGCUCUGACAUCCUUGGGAAUUUCCUCAAAUGAUUGGGAAAAAACUUCAAAAUGAAACAUAAUUGUCCUUUGUGUUUAAUGAAUCAAAAGGGUACCCCUAGCUCAAUCCAAAGGACAGAGUCCAUCCCUAAUUUCCCACUGAAGUAACCACUGUUCAGCUAAAUAAAUACAAGUGAGUUUAAGAGAAAGAAUUCGUGGCUUCAAAGAAAAAAAGGAUUAAGUUCAAAUUUUAAUCAACGCAUUAGGCAAGAAGGAGAUGUUGGUUGAUAUUAACCACUUGCUUUUAGUCAGCUUUCUGUGCAGCCUUAGAUGCCUCGAGGAAAUCAUUCUGCAGAAGUACAACUUCAACACAGCUGCUCCCAGGGGCAGCUGCUUCUCUCUGUGCAUGGCGUGGGCUUCCUGCCACUGCCACAGUCCUCUCUCUUGCCCCACCUAAAGGUCUUCAGGCAGGACUCAGCUCCUGUGCCUGCAGAAUGCUGUAGGCUUGAGGGCAGGAGGCAGAAGGGAACCAAAGUUUUGUUGCUGUUGGCAUUUGUUAUUAUUUUGCAAAAGACGGCUUUUCAAAAGCAUUUUUUUUUUUUUGUGCUGAGUUAAAAACAAAACAACACAUUCCAGUUAAAGACGAAACUUAAGCAGGUAGACUUGCUUUCAUUCAUUAGUACAAUACUACAUGGAAUGAUGGUUAAAUAUCAUGAGAGCUAGCUGGGAAAACAAGCACCGAAUGAUUACUUUUCUAAUUACCUCUAGAUGUGAGUGAGGCUCAGCAGCACCAUUCUUACAGCAGAACAUUUUCCACUUUCCAGGGCGCUCAGACUAACAGCGAUACAAGGGAGAGAAGAAUGGAACUUGCAGCCAAAAGCAGAUCCAUAGGGCUGGGAACAUGCUCCUGCACUCUAAAAAUGCCACAGGAGCUGGGCUACAGCUUCCACUGGCACUGUGGCUCUGUAGCCACAAAUGGAAGGCAGCUGCUCUGAUUUCAGGCCAUGUGCCCAGGCUUCCUGCUUAUCUCAGGCAUGACACAGAUAACCGGCCAAUGCAGCAAGAAGCUGGGUGCCCGGCAACCUUCUGCUGAGUGUGGAACAAGGGAACCAUAUGCAAGGGAGACAGAAGAGGAAAAACAGAAAGGAAGCUAAGCAGGAAGGGGACAAAGGUUGCCCUCAGUAACAGUUGGUGGAUUUUUCAUUAGUGGUGAAAUUCAUAUGCACGUAAAACAGACAUCAGAGAAAUCAGCCAUCCAAGCACAGACAUAAGGUGUAGGAUGAAGUACUGGGGAAUCCACUUUUUUUUUCUUUUUCCCCAGAAAAUGUAAAUAUGCACAAGACUUCCAGAAAAAAGUCAAGUGAAGCCACAGCCUGCCCUGAGCAUUGACCACUGUCCCCAUCCCCAGCCAGCAUUCAGGCGUGCAUGUCUCACAGAAUGGCUCAGGUUGGAAGGGACCUUAAAGAUCAUCGAGAUCCAACCCUCUGCCAUGGGCAGGGAUAGGAGAUGUAAGGAAGGUGUCAUGAAAUUCACUGGUGACAUGGUUGCUGCCAUUCCCAGACUGCUGCAGGUUGUCAGCAUAGUGAUAAGGGGCAUUACAUGUUUCUAAAUGGUUGUACAAGGCAAGAAAACUAUCACUAUAAAGGACUUCAUAAUUAGUUUUUUGUAAUUCUUAUGCCAUGCAAGAAAAUAGUGCUGCCCUGAAAAAGGUGAGGGAAAGUCACAGCAAUCCAUUUCAUUACAUCUGAUUUCAAGAUCCAAAGCCUUUAAAGGAAGAGUGGGUUCUGUAAUUGCAUUUGCCUUGCAGCUGACUGAAGACUUGCCAGCUUCUUAAGUGUCCUCAUUAUGACACAGCCUGAAUGUUUUGAGCUGAUUCUGCAGCUUAUCAACAGCAUGAAAGGAAUUUGUGCUGUUUCAGGCCAUUCAGUGAAUUUGAACUUCUCUGGAUCCAAGAGUUGAAUGAGAGUCUUCUGGGGACACCAUUCAAAAUUCUUUUGGCCAUUUUCUAAUCAUAUUGUCUGAUGGGUUUUCCUAUUUCAUUUUUCU